CUCGACCUAACCGAGCUCAAUUUAGUGCUGCACUCAUUUGUUUUGUUUCCGUGUGCCAAAGCUAGCCUAGCUAGCAGCAAGCUCGAACACACAAAGUCCUCCCCGCUGUGUUCUUUCAGCUGAACUGAAACCCCGACGCAAUGAAACCCGCCGUGGACGAGAUGUUCCCCGAAGGAGCCGGACCCUACGUGGACCUGGACGAGGCAGGGGGCAGCAGCGGGCUCCUGAUGGACCUGGCAGCCAAUGAGAAAGCGGUGCACUCUGAUUUCUUUAACGACUUCGAGGAUCUGUUCGAUGACGACGACCUGCAGUGACCUCGUGCGUGUUCCUGUCACCGGGGAAAUGGGAUUACUCUGACUUCAAGUUCUCUCCUAUUUGUACAGCCCCCCCCCCCCUCCUACACGUGUCCCACCACCUUAACAGAAUAAAGAUUU
Messenger RNA from Pungitius pungitius (ninespine stickleback), 434 nucleotides. It is a transcript of the gene cops9, whose product is annotated as COP9 signalosome subunit 9. Gene Ontology annotation, biological process: negative regulation of protein neddylation. Bases 141 to 314 code for a protein of 57 amino acids. The record is from RefSeq and is a predicted model, not a curated record. The transcript is spliced from 3 exons. Lineage: Eukaryota; Metazoa; Chordata; Actinopteri; Perciformes; Gasterosteidae.